Molecule: messenger RNA, 2492 nt
Organism: Artibeus jamaicensis (Jamaican fruit-eating bat)
Lineage: Eukaryota; Metazoa; Chordata; Mammalia; Chiroptera; Phyllostomidae
Gene: FGA
Product: fibrinogen alpha chain
Exons: 6
Coding region: 62-2296 (744 amino acids)
Biological process (GO): platelet activation; platelet aggregation; negative regulation of endothelial cell apoptotic process
Cellular component (GO): fibrinogen complex
Molecular function (GO): extracellular matrix structural constituent; signaling receptor binding
Source: RefSeq, a predicted model, not a curated record
AGGAGUGGGGGCAGUCCUCCUUUCUCGCUGCUCCUCGGGAGCCACCCCACCCUCAGGAACGAUGUCUUCUGCGAGGAUCUUUUGCCUGGUCCUGAGCCUGGCAGGCACAGUUUGGACCACAGAGACGGGUCCAGGUGAAUUUUUAACUGAAGGAGGAGGUGUGCGUGGCCCCAGACUUACGGAAAGACAGCAAUCUUCCUGCAGAGAGACAGACUGGCCCUUCUGCUCCGACGAUGACUGGAACCAAAAAUGCCCUUCUGGCUGCAGAAUGAAAGGGUUGAUUGAUGAAGUUAAUCAAGAUUUCACAAACAGAAUAAAUAAGCUCAAAAACUCACUAUUUGAUUAUCAGAAGAACAACAAGGACUCUAACUCAGUGACCAAGACUCUAAUUGACCUAGUGAGAGGGGAUUUUGCCAAUGCUAACAACAAUGAAAAUACAUUCAGCCAAGUGUCAGAAGACCUGAGAAGCAGGCUUGAGGUUCUGAAGCGCAAAGUCACAGAACAAGUACAGCACAUCCAACUUCUGCAGAAAAAUGUCAAGGCUCAGCUGAUAGAUAUGAAACGACUGGAGGUGGACAUUGACAUUAAGAUCCGAUCUUGCCAAGGGUCUUGCAGUAGGUCUGUAACACGUGGGAUAGAUCUACAGGACUACGAAGAGCAGCAGAAACAACUUGAACAGAUCAUGGCCAAGGACUUACUUCCCUCUAAAUAUAGGCAGAACUUACCACUGUUAAAAAUGAGCCCAGCUUUAGAAUUGUUUCCCAGAGAUUUCAAGAGUCAGCUUCAGACAGCCCCUCCAGAGUGGAGGGCACUAACGGAAAUGCAGCAGAUGAAAAUGGUGUUACAGAGGUCUGGAACAGACGGCACUCUCCGAGGAGACUCUGCACCUUACAGACCAGGACUAGCCCCUGAAAGCCCCAGGAAUCCUGAAUCUGGUAGUACAGGAAAUAGGAAACCUGGGAGCUCUGUACCUAGUGGUACUGGCACUUGGGACCAUGAAAGUCUUGGGCCAGAUAGCUCAGGGCAUGGGUACACCAGGCCUGCAAAUGCAGACUGGGGCACAUUUGAAGAGGAUUCGGGAAGUAUAAGUACAGGGUCAAGGAAAGAGCACUACCACACAGGUAAACUGGUCACUUCUGAAGGAGGAAAAGAGCUUCUGAUUAGUAAUGACAAGGUCAAUACUGGUGGCCUGACCACCGGGCAUCGUUUUUCAUGCUCUAAAACCAUCACUAAGACUGUUACAGGUGCUGAUGGACGCAAAGAAGUGAUCAAAGAAGUGGUAAACUCUGAAGAUGGUUCUGACUGUGGGGACGGAAUGGAUUUAAGCUCAUAUAGUCUUUCUGGCACGGGUGGCCUAGAUGACUUCCGUAGGAGGUUCCCUGAGCAUGCUGAUUUCUUUGACACUGAAUCAACUGGAAAAUUGCUCUCGUUACCUGCGUUCAAAGAAUUGGAGACAAAGACCCACUCAAUGGGCUCAACAUCUGACUUAGGGGAAACCAGUUCUCACCACGUCAAAGAAACUUCUUUUGACGUCAGAGGAACUCGUACCACCAUGAGAGGCCGUAGUAAAACUCGCACAGCCAGAGACUGUGAUGAUGUCCUCCAAACACAUCCUUCAGGUGCCCAAAGUGGCCUUUUCAAUAUCAAGCUACCAGGAUCCAGUAAGAUUUUUUCAGUUUAUUGCGAUCAAGAGACCGGUUUGGGAGGAUGGCUUUUGAUCCAGCAAAGAAUGGAUGGAUCAGUGAAUUUUAACCGGACGUGGCAAGACUACAAGAGAGGUUUCGGCAGCCUGAAUGACAAGGGAGAAGGAGAAUUCUGGCUAGGCAAUGAAUACCUCCACUUGCUAACCCUGAGAGGCUCCGUCCUUCGGGUUGAAUUAGAGGACUGGUCUGGGCACGAGGUACAUGCAGAGUAUCACGUGAGGGUAGGCUCUGAGGCAGAAGGCUACGCUCUGCAGGUCUCCUCCUAUGAGGGCACAGCGGGCGAUGCUCUGAUUGAGGGUUCUCUGGAGGAAGGCACAGAGUACACUUCUCACGCUGGCAUGCAGUUCAGCACCUUUGACAGGGACUCAGACCAGUGGGAAGAGAACUGUGCAGAAGUCUACGGAGGAGGCUGGUGGUACAACAACUGCCAGGCGGCCAAUCUCAAUGGCAUCUAUUACCCUGGGGGAUUCUAUGACCCCAGGAACAACAGUCCUUAUGAGAUUGAGAACGGGGUGGUCUGGCUGCCCUUCAGAGGGGCAGAUUAUUCCCUCAGGGCUGCCCGCAUGAAAAUCAGGCCCCUGGCGGCCCAGUAAGCUGACAGACUGGAAACGAAAGCGCUCUGUUUUGUUUAGUGGAGUGGAGAAAAAUUAAGGAAGAUAAAGGAGUCAAGAUUCUCUACAGCCUAAAAAUUCCCAGGUGCUAUUUUAUUAUUUUUUUUGUACUGUAGCUAAAUGUAACCAAGACAUAUUAGUGCUUAAAAAAAAUAAAGUUAUGUGAUUUUUAAAAAUC